Morone saxatilis (striped sea-bass) is the source of this 5867-nucleotide messenger RNA. RefSeq names its product G protein-coupled receptor, class C, group 5, member Ba (gene gprc5ba). Gene Ontology annotation, molecular function: G protein-coupled receptor activity; protein kinase binding; protein kinase activator activity. Bases 1151 to 2347 code for a protein of 398 amino acids. Gene Ontology annotation, cellular component: extracellular exosome; intracellular membrane-bounded organelle; signaling receptor complex. The transcript is spliced from 5 exons. Gene Ontology annotation, biological process: G protein-coupled receptor signaling pathway. The record is from RefSeq and is a predicted model, not a curated record. Lineage: Eukaryota; Metazoa; Chordata; Actinopteri; Moronidae.
CGCAGUCAACGAGGCAAAAACACAGUACCACAACCUGGCACCAAGCAGGAGCAGCAUUUAGAGAGUCCACACUGUGCGUAAAGCCUGUGUGUGACAGUGACUUUAUAAGACAAUAGAUUAAAGUGAGCGUCUGCGUCUGUGUGUGUGUGUGUGUGUGUGAGAGAGAGAGAUCCGCUGUGCGUCUAGAAAGGAUUUAAUAAGGUGGUCCCCCUGUCAGACACCAAUUCAUUUAUCGGAGAGUAAAACAGUUAAAGGGAGGGAGGACAGAGAGGAGUCAGUGGGGACUGUGGUGGCUCUGGAGAGCUGUCACUUUCUCUCUCUCUCUCUGUGUCUCUGUGUGUUUCUCUGUGUGUGUGUGUUUGUGUGUGUGCGGAGAGGGAUUAUCAGUACGCACGUUACGCGGAGCGCAGUUUUGGUGAUGCAUUCAGUCGGGAGAAGUGCAGCGGGGAGCAGCGAGCGUCAACCCGGACAUUCAGCGGCAUAAUCGGCGCAAAGAGGAUCCGGCUGGUUUUUUCGGGGCACCUUCUCUUGCGCAUCAGGGGGAUUUCAACCUCAUUGUGUGUUUUUAUUUACUUUGGAUGAAUCCCCCUGUAUUUGUGCAGAGUGAAAGUCACGGAUGCGCACCGCUGAACAAAGGAUUUAGGGGAAAACGAUCAAGAAUCUUUUCCACAUUUUAAUCCCGACAACCCCCCCGGGUGUGUUUCGUCUCGCCCCCCCCCUUGUUUGGACCUGUUUGGACUCGGCAUUCAUGCCCUUUCUGCCCGUGAAGACAACGGACACGGGGCUGAAUAACCGGAUCCUCUAGUUUCCAACCUGGAGCAGGAGGAAUCAUCUGGGCUGCUCGCGUACAGGUCCAUGUGGAUGGAGAGAGAAUACGCAAACAGAGCGAGCGCAGCUGACUCCGAAAUGUGACAUUUUUUACUCUGGUCUCCCAUCGUACCUGACAACUGUGCAUCUGCCUUCGUCCUCGAUCGGAUUUGUUUACAUCGAUUAAGCAACAUGCUGGAAGGACUGUGUGUGACCUCUUGCCCGGGCUGGUGUGUAUUUAAACCUACCACUCUCCCCUGACGGCCUGACCGUGUAACUCUCCUUGACUUACUGGCGUGGAGCGAGAAUAUGAAGCUGGGAUAUUCAGUGUCCUUUAUGUGAGAUGGCGUUCCUCCCGGUCCUCCUCCUGCUGCUGCUGGCUGUUGCUCAUCGUGCCACUAGUCAAAUCUCGGAGGACUCUGAGGCUCUUCCAAGAGGCUGUGGCUGGGGCCUUGUGCGCCCCUACACCCUCCUCUGUGACCUGGACUCCAUAUGGGGUGUGGCUGUCGAGUCGGUGGCUGCUGGUGGGGCGCUGACUGCCAUCUUACUAGCCCUAGUCCUGCUGUGCCGUUUACACCAUAUCAGUGAGGCUGAGAAGCGCAGCGGUGUGGGACCCAUCCUCCUGCUGCUACUGGGCAUCCUUGGCUUGUUCGGUCUGAGCUUUGCUUACCUGAUCGAGCAGGAUGAGUCUUUAUGUUUGCUUCGCAGAGCCCUGUGGGGUCUACUGUUUGCAGUCUGCUUCUCCUGCUUGCUGGUGCAGGGCGUCCGCCUGCGUAGGCUUGGUCGCGAGCGCCGGAGCCCUGGAGGCUGCGCCCUAACAGGCCUUGCACUGGGUUUAAGUGCUGUGCAGGGCAUCAUCGCCGCUGAGUGGCUUCUUCUGACCGUGCUGAGGGAGGGGCGAGCUGCCUGUCAGUACCUGCCACUGGACUUCUCACUAGCCUGCAGCUACGUGCUAGCCCUACUACUAGCCGCGCUGACUGCCGCCUCCCUGGCCCUGUGUGGGAAGACACGUCAGUGGCGCUGCAAUGCCGUGUGGCUGCUGGUGACCUGCCUGCUGUCGCUGCUGCUGUGGGUGGCCUGGGUGGGCUUCUAUCUGUACGGCAAUGCCUGGUUGGGGAGGUCCCCGGACUGGAAUGACCCAGCACUGGCCAUUGCUUUAGUGGCUCAGGGCUGGCUGCUCCUGAUCUUCCAUGCCAUUCCUGAAUCCCACAUCUGCCUGAGACCCCCUCCACAGCCAACUGCCCCGGAUUACUUUGACACCUCCCAGAACUCGACACGCAUGAGGGAGACCAGCUUCGACGAAGACAUCCCUCUCUCUCAUAGGCAGUUUGUGGAGAACCAGGGCUACGGAUACAACGAUGAGAACACUGCAGGCUUGAGGAGCGGUAGCGGUGCUGGACAACAUAACAGUAACACCGGGGCCAGGCCCAGCGCUCCUUUCCGCAGCAACGUCUACCAGCCCACCGAAAUGACCAUGAUCCUGAACGGGGGAGCGGUGCCCUCUGCCCCUCCAACCUACACGGGGAGGCAGCUGUGGUGAGUGAGAGGAUUGGAAAGAAGAUGUGUGGUAGAAAAUGAAGAGAAGAAGAAGAUGGAGAGGAUGGAGAGAGUGAUGAGGGAGGGAGGGGCCCGGAACAAGGGGCCCAUCUGGUUGAAUUGGACUGUGGACUGCCAACAGGACCCUUUUCACUCUGUGUACAGACUUAAACACUGACUGUGUGCCAAUCAACUAUUGUAUGAGUGUGUGUGAGACUGAGAGAAAGUAGGGUAUGGAGGACAGAGCUAAAGCUCUUCUAGCACACAAAUCUCUAUAGAAGGGUUGAAAAAACUCAACCAGCAAGUAGGAAAACAAACACACGCUGACUCAGAUCUGAAAAUAUCAACAUGCAGUAUAUUUUUCUUUUUUGUUUCAUUUGCUCCCCUGAGACUACAGCACUGUAAGCAUCCUUGAAAACUGUGAAAUCUAUUGCUUUUUCCUGCUCUCUCUCUUUCCUGUCAGUCAGGAUGUCUUUUCUGCUGCUCCUCACAAUGCUGGCGCUCAAGUGGAAAACAUUUGGCUCUGUCCUCCAUCCAUCCACAGCGUAGGUGAAAGACAGAGCACAUGGGCAACUGUACAGCUCGAGCACCGCCCUCUUAAAAAGAAUCCAGCCUCUGUGGGUGUGUAUGUAGAGUAUAUGAGAGGGAAGAAAAAGUGUGUGUGUGUGUGUGUGUGUAUUCCCUACACCUCAACUCUGCCACUCCGACAAACCUACCCUCUCCAGACUGUUACCCCUCGGCUUCACCCGUGAACACGUCCUCCUUCCUCCCUCUCCAUCUCUGUUGCCUGGUUUGCAUUUCUCUGCACCGUCUGUGAAUAUAACACAUAACUCUUCUCACCUUGCCCCAUCCUCCCAACUGCAUGGACACUUGGCAAAAUGUGAAACAAACUGUGAAGCCUGAACUGCGGCCGGAAAAGACGUUCCCGGUGAUCGCACACGCAACAAAAGCAGCCUGAGCAGAGGGAUCACAAGCUGCUAAUGAACUGCUGUUAUACACACACACACACACACACACACACACACAUAUAUAUAUAUAUAUGAUUGCAUAGAGUGGAUUCUGAUUGGACGAGGAGGGUGUCAGUCAUCAGCAGGGAAGCACCGCUUCAUGAAUCUAGGUCAGACUACUGUGUGCUGCUCUCCCACAUCUCCGGUGGCCACUGGCGGUUUGAACCAGCCAGGAGAAACUGUCACUUUAUAUCAGCAGGAAACGGAGCGAGGAAAUGAAAUGGUCUCCUGUUCUUAGUUCCUCUAUCUGUGUUUUACGUGUGCGUACGUGAGUGUUGUGAUUUUAUGAGUGUUGGGAGUUGAAUUCAAAAUCAAGGUUGCUUUCUGGUGCUAAAUAUCCCUCCACAUGGCUUCCCAGUGAGGCACAGAACCACAGGAACAACACUGAUGCAGAUCAAACUGUGAGUGACAGACUAUAUAUAGAGCUGUGUGUGCUGGUGUGUGGAGAUAUCCUAGAGCCUCAGAAGGAUCGGAUUUACAGUGCAAGGUAGAAAGAGAAAGAUCAAAUGGAUAGGAAGAGCGAGGAGGAAGGAGAUAGCGAGAGGCGGUCCGAGGGGAGUGUAUGCGACAGUGUAAUCCCUGUGACUCCCCUUCAGUCAGCCCGAUCUGUGUGAGAAAAUGGCUCCCCGUCUGUGUGUUUGUUUGUGUGUGUGUGUGUUUGUGUGGCUGAUGUGGGGGCGGCCCAUGCUGCUCUGCUCUAUGUGGUUGUCUUCUUCAUUUGGUGAAGCAUCUCUCCCUCCUCCUCCUCCUCUUCAUCAUCCUACUCCUGUCUCUGUGUGGUGUGCUAUAGCUCAAGUCUCCGUGCCAAGAAGGACUCUUGUUUCACCGGAGUCUCCGUUUCACGCCCUUUCCCUUCAUCGUGACACCAGCUCUCUCUCUCUCUUCACCCGAGAAGCUGUGUACAUAGUAGUGCUGUAAAGCUUUGCUUGCUUUACUGUUUUUUUUUAACUGUAGGCUGAGUUUAGACACCAGUGUCAUAUGACUGACUACUGCAAAUUGUUUUUAUCUGAGGAUUGUUUUUUUUAACUGGUUUGCUUUGUGUUCAUACAUUUGCUUGUUGUCGCAUUAUGAUUUGAUUUUUCUCUUGCUGGUGUCUUUUUAUUUUCUAAACUAGCAUUUUGGAACUGUUUUGCCAACACUAGAUAUGCUUUUAUUAUUAUUUUUUGUUUGAUUAAUGUUCAAGGAAAUUAUAAGAGUUGUCAUUUAUAGGGAUUCAUUCAGUUGUACCUCCUGCACUCCACUCUUUGCUGUAACAGUUACGGGGAUACAAACAUUAUUAUUUUUUUCACAAAAAUGACAAUGGCUGUGAAUAACUUUUGGCACUUCAUGCAGUAAACAAUAAUCAAUCUGUGAUACUUUAGGAAUAAUUAUAAAAAACUGAGCAGGUAGGGCUAAAAAAACCCAAACUUUAAGCCCACCAACAGUUAUUUAGUUGACCCCCUGGUCUUAUAGAAACCCUUGACUAAGAAAAGAAUAAAGGUCAACCCUUAACUGCUGUUAUUAUGUUUAUGUCUUACCCACUGGCUAUUCUAAAAUAAGACUGGUACCAGCAGGCCAGCUCCAUGCCCAAAGAGAGCGUGUCCUGCUAUGUCAGGCUCUGUUUGGGCCUGAUCAGAAACAGGCUGUGGGACCCAAAUCUGUGCAUCGUAGCCCACGAAGAAGAACUGUCCUCAGGGUUUUGGAUGGUCAACAGUAACGUAACAAAGUCCUGUGAGUCUCAGCACUCAGAGCGGAGGGGGGAGGUUUCAGUUCUUGUGAUGAAUUCACUCAAUGUGGAACACAAAAAAAAAAGAAUAAUAACAUGUGACUUUGUAGAUUUUGCACUUGUCGACUACCUAUCUGUGCAUGCUUAUCACCAUUUCUACAUGUAAGACCUUUCUCAGACGUACUUUUGAAUACUAUCUCUAUUUAUGUAAGGGUCAUGUGACAGCAAUCAUAAUUUCAGUGUAUAUCAGAUGACACACUUAAUGUCUGUGUUUUCUUAAACACAAAAGAGAGCUGGCUCUUGAGAAGCAAAGAGAUUAAAGUCAGGGGGGGGGGAAUGGUCCAAAAUAGUAAGAGUCCCCAAAAAGGAACACAAUGCCAUCAUCACUGGACCUAACAAUAACUUUCCUCUGUUAGUUUGAAGUCUGGAGAGGAAAAAAAAGAGAAAUCUUCUGACUGAUAUUGUCUCUGUGUUUAAAAUCAAAUAGACUGUGGUGAAAUUUGCACAAAACCUCUAUAUGUUAAGUUUGUCAUCCCUGGGCAGCCCACUGAACACCCUUCCUCCUUGGGUUUGACAUGUCCUUGCCUGUCCUCUCCUGAUUUGUCUUGCCUUCAGACUGUUCCAGCGGGGCAGCUGACAGGGGUGAUAUUGGUUUUCACAGCUGUGACUGUGCAGUGACGCAGCAUGCCUAUGUAUAGAACUUUAUUCCCCUGAUUAGAAAAAGAAAAAAACAGUUAACUCUCUUGUUUCUGUAACUGAAUCAGGAAAAAAAAAAGUUCAAUAAAGGUGUCAUGUUUGUAGUUAACUUUUAA